AUGUAUCGAGAAAAUCAACUACCUAGGAUGAAAACUUUACCUAAUUUGCCAAGUGUAAACAAUUUACGAUCGACUUGACUAAAACAAAACCGUCAAUUCUCCCACAAAAUGAGAGUAAUUUUUAAUUAGAAUAUCAAAGAACUUUUGAAUAAAUUAGAAUUCCAUUCACCUGAUUAUGAAUUCAUAACAUUAGAAGAAGCUUUAAGAGGAGUAGGCGACAUUCAUCCUGAUGGCAAAGUUUUUCGAUUACUUCCCCGCUCCGUGAGUGAACAAAAAAUUUUGUUUUUCAUUAUAGGGGUUAAUUUUUUUUUUAAAAAAUCUAAUAUAGCGCCUUGCUAUAAUUUUUGGGAGGCCUCUGGCAUGUAGAGUAAUCUCCACACGCCAGAGGCCUCCUAAAAUUAUAGCAAGGCACUAUAGUAUUUUUUUUUUCGAAAUCAAAAUGAUUGGAAAGCAAAUAUUAAUUUAAUUUGUAAAAUUUAUGUUUAAAAUGCUAGCUGUUUUAAAAUUAAAUAGAAUUAACUAGAGAGAUUUCCUUAUAAUAAUUAUUAUUUAUAUAUCAAAAUAUUUUUAUAUUAAAAAAAUUUUUGCUAGCUUACAGAGGGUGGGGUUUUGGGUAAAAAAUAGGGAUUUUUUCCAAUUAUUUGAUCGCUCACGGAGUGGGAGUUGGAUCUCAAAGACGAUAAAGAUGCGUCUCGUAAAUUAAAACCUGCAAAAAUCCAUGAACUGAAAGAAAAACAGCAAGAUAUGGAUAAAAUGGUAUGAGACAUGCAAGACGCACUGGACGAUUUAAUCAAAGAAAGCAAUGCCCAGAUGAAUUAUUUAGAAGAUAUUGAUGAGCUUUUAAGCGUAAUUGAAGGUAGGCUGUCUCCUACUGAAGAAAGAAAUGCUAUAGGAACCGUUGGCAGUUCGACUCAACUUAUGGCUUAUUCAAUGGACGAAAUCCCAGGAAGAACCCUCUAUAACACCUUUUCCCCUAGAUCAGAAUCUGUUGAUAAAUAUGUCCAAGUCGGCAAGCCUUCAGAUGAUAUUUUUUCUAUAAGAGAGCUAGAAAAGAAACACUAUAGAUACAUGCUUGAUGCUUUUCGGAAUCUUAGGUUUAAGCUCGAAAUUUCGUCAAAUAUCGAUUGUAUUGCUCCUCAUGAUAUAGAAAAAGAAAGCUGAGACGAAAACACAAAAAUCACAAUCACAGGAAGCACCAGAGAAAUCAAUGAAAAAAUAUCAUCACUUGUUUUUAAAGGGAUAAUGCAAAAUUACUCGUCAACUUCUACAUCACCUACCCUUACUAUUGCUAGAGCUCAGAGCAAGGCAAGCUUGCCUUCUAUAAAGUCAAGAAAGCCUUCAGUAGCAGGGAUAAUUGAAAUGAAAGAAAUAAGCAUACACAAGAAAAAUAUGAAAUCAGUAUCAGUGAUGCCUGAAAUAUUGAAAUCUGUUGAGCUAGCACCCCAAGAAACAGAAAUUAAGCUUGCUUGUAAUUUAAGACUGCUUAAUCUUGACCCAUUUUUGAUAACAGAAACAAGAGAUCUUCCACAUACUUGUUUAACGAGUACUAGGAAUAAGUAUGAUGAAAUUGAGUAUAUCCAAUGGAAAAUGCCUGAAAUUGCUGAUAGCAGAUUUGAUAUUGAUGAUAUUCUUGACUCAAAAUUUUCACAAGAAAGGUUGUCAUUUUUUACUUAUUUUAAAUCUGAAAAUGACCCUACAAGUGAUAGCAAAUACGCGUUUGAGGAAGAAGUUGCGGAGAGGCUUAAUUUGUAUAAGACUCUUUAUAAGCAUAAAAGAAGGCUGAGGAAAAUUUUUUUGAGUUAUAAUAUAGAGUCAAUGAAGGUGGCCAGAGAUGUCUUGACUAUGAAUUUAGUAAGUUUUAUUAGGCUGCUAAGUGAUUCUAUGGUGCUUAGUGGAAGAUUUGACACUUUAGACGCAGUUAAAAUAUUUUACGUCGCCUUUUCUCACAUAAAAUCUAAAGCCCAAGAAGCCUCAAAAAGCUGACUUCAUCAUCUUACUCGAUCAUAUAAUUUCAAAGAAAUCUAUCGUCUUUCUCUUUCAAACUUUAUCGAGGCCCUUAUCAGACUUGUCCACUCACACCCACGAUUUUCAUCUUUAACAAAUAUGAAACUCCAUCAAAAAUUUGAGCUCUUUUAUAAGCUUUACCUUAAACCUGGAGCAAGAAUAUCACAAGGAAUGUAUUAUAUAGAAUUAUUAAAAGACCUCCAUAUUAUAGAAAUUAUGAAACAUUUCACCCCUCAACUUUAUUUAAUGUUUAAUAGCAGCAUGACAAAAAUUGAAAGUAAACAAGUAAAAGGAGAUUUAAAUGAUAGACAUAGAAAAGUUGAGCUGCCAAAGCUUUUAAAGCUGCUGGAACAGUUUGGGAUUUUAAAAGGGCUGAAUCAUAUAGAAUAUGAAGAGGAAGAGGACAUUGAGAUCGAACUUAUUAAUGCUUCACCUGAGCUGAGAAAAAUAUCUGAAAUUAAAUCAGAUACGAAUUAUCCAAAAAAUAAACUAAAAAGGCCGAAAAGAGGCUCGAUAUAUUUCCCUACAUCAUUGGUAAGGAAACCUGAAAAUCUGAAUAUUCGGCCUAACGUUUUAAAAAAUUUGAAAAAUACUGGGUUAGCUUAUAAACAUAAUAUUCUCCCAUUUUCAAGACCUGUAAAGGAUACAUAUGAAAUUGAUAAACUAACAGCAUUUAGCUUGUACUCUGGAUUGCUUAUAAAAUCAAGCGGGAUCUUUCUUACUCCCCCCCUCCGUGAGUGAACAAAACCAUUAGAAAAAUCGCUAUUUUUUGCCCAAAAAUCCACCCUCCGUGAGUGAACAAAAAUUUUUUUAAUAGAAAAAUUUUUUAUGAGAAAAAAAAUUGAUAUAUAAAUGAUAAUUAUUAUAAUGAAAUCUAGAGCUAAUUCUGUUUAAUUUUAAACGAAUUGGUUUUUAAAAAAUAAAUUUUAUAAAUUAAAUUAAUAUUUGCUUUCCAAUUUUUGCGAAUUAGGAUUUUUUUAAAUUUCGAAAACAAAUUUUUUUUAUAAAAUUUAUAUAUAAAAUUUUUUUAAAAAAAAAAAAUUAACCCCCUCCGUGAGUGAGCAAAAUUUUUUUGUUCACUCACGGAGGGGGAGUUAGUGAUACUAAUUAUAUUAGUGAUAGCGAUUUCAUGCUGGAUUUUACUGAUUUUCUUGAGUUUUUUACUAUACUUGGUAUGCAUUUUUGGAAAACUAUAUCUUCGAAUGAAGAAUUGUCAAUAGUAUCAAGUGUGACAGAAUUUCUCCAAAAAAUAACUGAAGCUUUCGAAAAGCAUGAUUUUGGAAUCAUUAACACUCUCUCUAAAAACAAAAAAUAUAUAUUCUUAAGGACUUUGACAGCAGAUGUUGAUAUUUUUACUGAUAGACCUUUAAUUUCGGCAGCUGUUUAUCCACAAGAACGAUUUCACCAAAGAAGAUAUUCAUAUAUUUAA
Molecule: messenger RNA, 3433 nt
Organism: Blepharisma stoltei
Lineage: Eukaryota; Ciliophora; Heterotrichea; Heterotrichida; Blepharismidae
Source: the annotation of a GenBank genome assembly